AUGUAGACUCCGACAUAGUCCGUUUCGUCAUCCCGAUCGUCUCUCCUCGGGUGACAAAGACAAGGCCGGUCCACUGCGUCCGGAGUGUAUUGGAAUGUCGUCGCUCGGCUAUCAGUUGGUUGGCCUUUGUAUGAGAUUUUAGACGAUUUAAAAACGGUUGAAUAAAUAUCUCACGGAUUAUAAUGCAAUAAUAAAAUGUCAUGAGAAUUUGAAGGUAUUCAUGUUGUGUAUCGGGCUGUCUCUCAGUGAUUGUUCAGGAAUAUUUUGGAUUACUUUAUUUGAACGCGAGGAAGGGCUGACAACCAUCACACCAUGACAAGGGAAGACAAUAAAGAGGACACCGUUCAGGAUAUAUUGGAAACAAUGGUAGACUUCCUAAAAAAGGUUGUUGGACUGUCUGUGUCCGGUAUUGGUGACGAUCCUGCAGCAAUGUCGAGAAAUCUCCCGCAACAUCCGCCUUCGCCAGCCCUAGACGAUCUUCUACCUCAAGAAAUUGAAAUACUCAAUGACGUGUUCAGGAGACAAGAGGAAUUUGAGAGACAGGAAAGAGAGGAAAUCAAAUACAUGAAGGACAUGAUCAACCACCAGGAGGGCAGGAUAGCCAACCAACAACAAAACGUCAGAAGCGUGAUGUCUUCAAGUCUCUCUACCGUCUGUCGUCUUUGCUGUAAGACCAAGUUCGCAGAGAAGAUCGGGCGACAGUGCCAUAGCUGCGGUCAUCGCAUCUGCAGCAGGUGUGGAUUAUAUGCUCAGGACUUUAAGGUAACACGAUGGCGUUGUCGGUUGUGCCAGCUGAAGAGGGAUUAUUACAGUAAAACUGGGCAGUGGUAUCACGGCACUCAGGCACAACCUACUCUCGAUACAGAUGAGAUCUGGUUGGCAGUUCAAAAGUCAAGGUCACGCUCUUCUUCCAUUUGCCAUGAAACUGCUGAAAAGGCUGUAAAGUAUCAAGAAACGAAAAAAAGGCACCAUUCUUUACAUGACAUCUCUAUCAAUAAGAACAUUCGCAAUACUAGGCGUGACAUCAGCUUCUUCGCACAACCACCCACAAACAUACAAUGGGCCUCACCCCCGGUGUCCCCAAGAGAUCAAAGAUCUCCUUCAGCUGUAUGGCGGGCCAAGUCGGCGGAGGAAAGCGGAGACGAUGCCCGGUUAACAUCUAGCAGACAGCAUCAAACAACUACAACAAUAGACGGAUAUCGUUUAAACCCCUCUGGUGGUCAGACCCCGAGUUCUUCAUGCAGUAGGGGGACAGGUCUUAUCUGCUCGUCCGUGGAGAGCGUAGAAGACGCUUCCGACUUGGAAUCGCGAUCGGAAGGCUCGUACAUGUACAACUACGAAACGGAAUCUAAUUCGUGUUAUCGGGACUUUGACAUUAGUAGCAGUAGGCAGUCACUCUCUAAAGAGGAUAUAGACUCGGUUCGAAUGAUUGUGGCUUCCACUCAGAAUCUCACCGAAGGAUUGAAUCGAUAUAGUCAAAGACCUACGAGUCACAGCGCCGAAGCUCUAAGCAUUCAAAUCAACGGCGCACCCCUUGAAAGUUCAUCCUCGGGGACAGAGUCGGAUCGUUUCAAUAGGGAAAACAAGGGACAGCAGCGAAGACUGAGAGGAGAUGUCCGUGGCCUGUCACCUAUAUUCAACCAAGGUCAGACACUUUUCGGUCAUUCAACUGAUGAUGGGUCCAUCAGUGAUAACUCGAGCAAGUCUCGCGCCCGUCUCCGCCCCAUUCCGCCCCUCAUGCCCACCACAACUGCAUUUAGCGCUGGGCGUGGCACAGUCAGCCCCAAGCUCAGCGGACGUCCGUUGAAGGCAAUUGCAAAUACGAACAUGCUGGCUGCAGAGGGUCAGACGCCGGGGUUUCACAGGCGAGUGUUUUAUACGUGUCCCGAGGCGACAUAUGAUAGCAGUGACACUGGGACAUCAACACGUAGACAACAUAGGAUGACGACUGGCAGUCUCUGUAUGACAGAGGACUCCAAAACCCCAGAACGAAGACGGACUAAGAGUGCCUCGAUUGAUCUCAGUGAGGCAGUGACGACUGGUAGGGAGCAAACUGUCACUGAUGAUCUCAAACGGACUGGUAGCAGACAAACUGAAGGGCCUAUUGCACCGGUGCGUAAGGCCUGUCGUAAGAAGUUUAGGGGAAGCCCAAUGGAGAGGGAGAACUCCACGUCCAAUAUCAAAAAGAGACCUAAAGUGAGAGGUUGGGCUCCAAGCGACAUUGAACACCACGUCGUCAUCCACAAAGACAUAAGUGAUAACAGCUGCCGAAUGAACGGACUAGGUAUGCGCGUAGUCGGCGGGAAGCGGAGACCUGAUGGUAGACUGGGGGCAUUCGUGACGGAGGUGGCACCCAACGGAGCGGCUGUUCUCCAGGGAAGCUUGGCAACAGGGGACGAAAUUGUGAGCUGGAAUGGGAAGUCUCUCGAAAAUACCACAUAUGAGGAGGCCUUAAAUAUCAUAGCCCUUCCUGGAGAUUUUGUGCAUCUGUUGGUACGCCAUCCAGCUCAGGAAAGAAGUGAAAAAGCCUCGCUUAGCCCAGAGGAUGAAACUGAUAGCCUAGAUGCAGCUCCUAUUAAAGGUCCAGCGAGGAAGAUUUCUGAAACACUCAGCACAGAUGAAAGCAGUAGUUUGUCUUCCACCAGUCAUUAUCUGAAUAUCCGUCCACCACUAGUCAAGCAGAAACGCCGACGGAAACUGCCAGAGAUACCCGUCGAUGGUUUGUCUUCAGCCAAAUCGAACGGAAGUGCUGGUCGAAUUCUUAUGAAGUUGCAGUACAACAGUAAUUUGGUUGUGAACCUUAAGAAGGUCGAAGGACUCAAGCUAAGGAAGUCAGAGGAAAAGGGGAAAGAACUUCCCAACCCAUAUGCAAUGGUGUGUUUACUACCAGACAGAAUGAAAUAUAAAUCUCACCGAACAACGCCGAAGUACAGUGCGAAGGAUGCCGAAUGGCAUAAAUCUUACAUGUUUAGAAACAUAUCGGAAAAUAUGCUGACGAAUGGCACAGUUGAAGUCACCCUCUGGGACGCCAUAUCCAUUGACGAAAGUGAAUUUCUUGGCGAAGUCCUCCUUGACAUAUGUGACGUUGAGUCAUGCGACAAAGCUGUUUGGUAUGACAUCCAAGACCAUGAUGAGAACAGUGGACCUCUAGUGAAGCCCGAAACUGUCCACCAGAAUUCACCAGCGUUACAAAGGCGAGGCUGUUCACUCGAGGAGUCACUUUCAAUGAACACGGAGGAGGAUUGGAGGCAGCGAUCAACGUCCUUUGAGGAGAAAUCAAAAAUAGGAACUUGCACAAUGCCAAUGGGCAAGAAGAAAAGGAGACCUUUGCAAAGUUCAUAUUCAGAUGAGGAUGAUGAAGACCAGGAGCAACUUAUUGAUACGGAUGAUGUGGUUAAACCAACGCCUGAUACACUGUCACCUGAUUAUGUAGCAGGCAGUGACAUUAAAGAAGAGAAGUCUUCUUUCCGGUCACGUAUGAAGAGAAAGGUGUCCCAUGCCAUCGAAAAACUCCAAGGCUCUCCCAAUCUUAACGAUAGCAAACGAGCAAGUAGUAUAGAUUCCAAUGACAAAACCCAAGGAAUUGGUGAAGGAGACUCUGUAAGCGCCCACUCCAAGAGCAUACAGAGCGUGUCAAGUCAAGACUCAGCCAACUCGGGCAGUCCCGCACUUUGGAAAAAAACUUCAAGCCGACCUAACUUAUACAGCAUAGAUCUAAUGGCACCACCUUCUGCCUUAAGCCAAGCCAACAGUGUCGAAGCCUUAGACAACAUAGGGAGUGACACGGAAGACACUGGCUGUAUUGAUUGUGAACGGCCUGCCCCUGAAGGAGACGAUGUAUCAACCCAGCUUGGACCAGGACAAGUUGGACCAAAACAUUCAUCAACAGAAUGCACAGUCCUUGGCGAUAUCAAAUUAGGCGUCAUUAUGACUAAAGGCAACCUCGAGGUUCAUAUCAUGUCGGCUAAAGGUUUGUCGACAGGCUCAAAUGGACAGGCACCAGAUACUUAUGUGAAGACAUACCUCACCGACGGCCAAAAGAAAACGCAGAAGAAAAAGACGAACAUCGUGAAAUGUAAUUUUGAUCCAAUGUAUCGACAGAAGAUCAAAUAUUCUGCUUGUGAUGUUUAUCAAAGACAUAUACAGGCAUCAAUUUGGGAAAAGUCACCAGGAUUCGACAAGAAUCAGUGUCUUGGGGAAGUUGUAAUAAGCCUUGACAAACUGGAUCUAUCCAAACUGACAUCAAGCUGGUACAAACUAUACAAACAGUCAGCAACGGAGCAAGGGUCUUCUGAUUCUCUGUUUUACUGAAGGAAACCAUGGAAUUUCUGGAUCUCAACAUGGUGAACAUUGCUAGCCUGAUAAGGUUUUGAAAGGCCUUUCAUUAGUGCACGAUCUGCAAACGACAGGUUAAUCACAAACUUCAGAAUCUGAUCACCUGCAUGUUAUCUCUCAGUGCAGGAAACUGCAAAAGCCAAAGACAUUUUUAUAAUGACAAAUGCAGGUCAUCUGGACUGUGGAAUGUCUAGAAUAUUUGACCUGACAAUCUUGUGUGACUCACACCUGCUGCAGAUCAGGUCUUAUUCAAACAUUUUCAUCUACCUCCCAAGUCGGAGAUCUGGGAAUUCUUGUUCCCUUAGUUGUAUAGGUACACAAGGAGCCCUCAAUAAAACUUCGCCAGUGCUAUGUUUCAAGAGGGGGCAGGGAUAACACCUAGAUUAUUAUGCUCACCUUAUUCUAGUCUUCCCAACUAACGCAAGUCUUCAUCCGAGAUUGAAGUAUCGAUCAGAUGCCCAGAUUUUUCAAAAAAUGGGAUAGUUGUUCAAGCAACGCGUUCAGAGAAAUCUAGUCAUUCACAUUUUCAUAGGAAAAUUAUUUGGUGUUUUUUCGACACACAAGCUAUAUCCUCAUUGUACUACACUUGAAUUGUAUAGAACGGCAGAGGAAACCAACUAAAAUAGUCAUGUAAAACUGACAGGAUUUCUAAAAGUCUCAAAGUGACUUACCGAUUUUUAAAUCGAGAAAUGCUUGUAAAAUAGUAUCAACGACACAUAGGUUUGCACUCCUGUAAACACAAGGGAGUCGUCCAUACGACCACAGUGAACAUGAGCCCAGGGUUUUUUUUAUAGUGGAACAAUUUAUUU
Molecule: messenger RNA, 5144 nt
Organism: Lineus longissimus
Lineage: Eukaryota; Metazoa; Nemertea; Pilidiophora; Heteronemertea; Lineidae
Product: regulating synaptic membrane exocytosis protein 1-like
Exons: 22
Coding region: 313-4311 (1332 amino acids)
Biological process (GO): regulation of membrane potential; intracellular protein transport; exocytosis
Cellular component (GO): membrane
Molecular function (GO): small GTPase binding; transmembrane transporter binding
Source: RefSeq, a predicted model, not a curated record